GUUCCUGUUUGAGGCUAUUAAAGAACAAACCAAACAAUCGGGAAUUUAUUCAGACUCGACCGAUGAUUUUUAACACACUUAAUGUAGAACCGAAGCUGUGUUUUGGAGUGAUGAAGUUCAUAUGUGUGACUCUACUCGUUAUUAGUGGAAUUACAGAUUCAAGAGCAGACAAGUUUGAUUUAGUGGGUCCUAAAGUUCCUCAGAUGACUGUAUCUGGUGAAGAUGUGAUUCUGCCGUGUUCUCUCAAAGCCAACAUCAGUGCUGAGAACAUGAGAGUCGAAUGGUCUAGACUUUAUCAAAAAGGCUCAAUAGUUCAUCUGUAUGAAGAUCAUGAAGACAGAAACACAGAUCAGCUUCAGUCAUACAGAGGAAGAACUCAACUGUUUAAAGAAGAACUAGAGAAAGGAAACACGUCGCUCAAACUCUCAAGAGUCAAAAUAUCUGAUGAAGGACUUUACAAGUGUUUUGUUCAGUCUGAAUCCUGGUAUGAUGACAUCACUGUUGAUGUCAGACUUGAAGCUGUAGGGAGUGCUCCAGUCAUCACUGUAGAUGGGUUUGAUGGUUUUGGUGGUCUUCAUCUACAGUGUGAAUCUAAAGGCUGGAACCCCAAACCUGAACUUGUGUGGCUGGACAGUGAAGGAGUCACUUUAACGUCUAAAUCUACAGAUACGCACACAGACACGGAUGGAUUCAAUGUGAAACACACAAUCACGGUAUAUAGAAGUGACGCUAAAUAUCACUGCAGAGUCAAAAUGAGACAUCACAUGCUGGAGACUGAAAUUAUUACAUCAAGUAAAAUGUUAUACUCAUUGAUAACAUCGGUGGUCCUGAUAUCAUUCGGUGCUGUCCUCAGUGUGAUUGGUGUUAUACUAAUUACAAUUUUUGUCUGUAAAAAGAGAGAACGUCAAAUUAUGAACCAGAGACUGCACAGAGAGAAUGAGAGACUCCACAGAGAGGAGGCGAGAAUACAAAGGGAACUGUUGAGAAUAAUAAAUGCAAAUGUGACUUUGGAUGUUGAUUCAGCUCAUCCACUUCUCAUUGUGUCUCCUGAUAAGAAACAAGUGAGAAUUGUAAACACACAACCAAUUGAAGACGAGGAUGAAGAUGAAGGACAAAACAACAAGUUUGAUGAAUAUAUCUGUGUUCUUGGAAAUGAAGGAUUCUCUUCAGAUAGUUUUUACUAUGAGGUGCAGGUGAAGGACUUACCUGUGUGGUAUGUGGGUGUGGCCAGAGAAUCUAUUAACAGGAAGGGCCACAGCAGUCUGAAUCCUGAGAAUGGAUUCUGGUCGGUGGGUUUGGGCAGUGAUAUUUAUUGGGCUUGUGAGAAUCCAUAUGUUCCUCUUUCCCUGGGCAUGAAGCCUCAGAGGGUGGGGGUGUUUGUGAAUUAUGAGGAGGGUCGGGUCUCCUUUUAUGAUGUGGAGACCAUGUGUCAUAUCUACACUUACACUAGUCAGGCUUUUCAUGAGAAACUAUAUCCUGUUUUUUGUUUGGGUCAUGAGGUUUCUAUGAGUGAAAACUGUGCCUCACUAAUCAUCUGUAGUGAUCUCUCAUGAACAGUUUUUGCUUUAACUUAUUAUAUUCUUGCAUGUCAUUUCUUAAUUUAAUAUAACUUUAUUUAGGAGGUGAGAUGCUUGGUGUGUGACAAGGAGCUUAUUUAUGUAAACAGCUCAUCAUCCAUGCCAAGGCAUUUCAGAACAUUGCAUACUGCACAGCAUCAGACCGAUCCUAAAGGCACACAUAGCAAUUAUGCUUCAUUAUUUUUAUUCAUCGUUGUGAAUGCAGUGUCGUGAUGUCAAUUAAUAUAUGUAUAUUAUAUAUAACUUCUUUCAGACCAGAGCAAACAAGACUGAAAUGCCACUUCUGAUGCGAUUGUAGAAGUGGAUAGAUACCUUACGGAGACAAACAAGAGCUGCAACAUUGGCGUUACAGUUUCUGUGUCCCCCGGCCUAUUGUGUAUCAUGUGAAAGUGUGUUCUCUAAGGCCUGGGAAGUACUGUCCAGGAGUAAUAGACCCAGACACAACACUGUGAAACAGCUUUUAUUUCUUAAUGAAAAUAAUUUAAAACAUGAUCACCUUUCUGUCAUUCCUACAGUUACACAAGUGUCAUAAACACAAGAUCUAUCGAGCUUGUGGGUAUCCGUACGUCUCCCUUUCCCUGAGAAGAAAGCUCCAAAGGGUGGGGGUGUCUGUGAAUUAUACGGAGGGUCGGGUCUCCUUGUAUGACGUGGAAGCCAU
Molecule: messenger RNA, 2235 nt
Organism: Triplophysa dalaica
Lineage: Eukaryota; Metazoa; Chordata; Actinopteri; Cypriniformes; Nemacheilidae
Product: butyrophilin subfamily 1 member A1-like
Exons: 7
Coding region: 63-1553 (496 amino acids)
Molecular function (GO): protein binding
Source: RefSeq, a predicted model, not a curated record